Messenger RNA from Triticum aestivum (bread wheat), 1774 nucleotides. RefSeq lists its product as uncharacterized. The transcript is spliced from 4 exons. The record is from RefSeq and is a predicted model, not a curated record. Bases 562 to 1071 code for a protein of 169 amino acids. Lineage: Eukaryota; Viridiplantae; Streptophyta; Magnoliopsida; Poales; Poaceae.
CUACUCCUUUCAUCUUAUAUUGUAAGGAGAAAGGCGUUUUGGUGGCCGAGCUACCUGAAGGCCGGUAUCUGGGUCGUGGUUUAUCGCGCUAUAAUGUGUGCUGCUUUAUUUUCGUUUUUUUGUACAGUCGCCAUUAAGUUGAAAUACAUCGGUGCCAUCAUAUCCAGUGAUGCAUUUGUACACGGGCCAGUUCAGUAUCUUCUGCACAUACGUCGUAUAGCUUCCCAUUUACUUCGAGAGUGAACACCUUUUCUGCCUCGCUAGGCCAUUCAUCCUCUUAUGGCGGCAGCUGGGUUUGCGACAGAUCGCCAUGGAUGGGUUGGAGUUCUUCUUCGAGGAAGCCGAAUCAGGACAAGCUCCAUCUGAUCUUUCAAUUUAGACUAGUUUGUUCUAGAGUAUAUGUCCUACGGUAGCUAUCGUUUUUUGGUUCCACUGCCCCAUCGUGUCAAAUCUGAAAAGGAUGAUUUCCUGUGGUUCGUUGCAGAUUGGUUCCCAGGGUGGAUGUCGGUUAUCUUUUAGGGGGAGAUAUCGCUGCUGUGGAAUCGGUCGUUGCUUCAAUCCAUGAAGCUUGCCCGGACCACGCCGAUUUCAUUUCCUCAGAGCCCACAGCUGGCGUCAGGGAUGCAGAGCACUCCCGCAAGCGGCGGCGCCUUGAGGAUGCAGCGCUGGAUGGAGACGAGAUUGACUCAUACAAUGAUGCUAGUGAGGUUCGUUGCCAAUUCAAACGAUAUGCCUCCUGAAGAUAUCAGCGAUGCAACCGUCAGAAAGGAGGAAGAUGCAGAGGGCAUGUUCGUAUCCAACUCAAAUGGCUCCAGUUGGACUCGAAGAACUAGGAUCGGUAAGGCAGCAUAUGAGAGGGAAAUUAAUCCAAGCAGGUUCCUGCUCUCGAGGUUUCAAUACAUGCUUAUACUGAGAAAAAAAACUGGUGAUGAUCCAACUUGGAUUCCAGGAGGUUCCUCGGAAACAUGUCUUGAAACGUUGGACGAGGGAAGCAAGGUAUAUUUUGCCAGCAGAAUUUUUGCGCUGCUAGAAGGAUCAAGGUCCUCUGAAGUACUCUUCACGGAGACAUAACAACCUGCAUUUGUUGUGCCUAGAAAUUGUCAAGCUAGGCCACAACAAUGUCGAUGCAUAUAGUCUUGCUAUGGAGCAGCUGAGAGAUGUGAAAACAUUACUGGAGCCUGUUGCUGCUAUACGCGAUGGUAUGAGGAGAAAUGGCAGCUGAUUCUGCAGCUUCAGAGACAGGGAAUAAACAACAUUUUGGUCCAGCAAAGCAAGCGCAUAGUGCAUUAGAAGGUUCUGAUAGUUUUGCAGCACCUUCAAAGAAGAGACCAACUGCCUAGCACAAGCCGCGAUAAGGCACCACACGAGCAGCCAUCUGAAAGGACUAGAUUUUGUUCCAUAUGCAGGGGUCAAGCCAUCAAAGUCACAAGAGCAUCACCUGUCCGCAACGACGUGAUCUUCCAAAGGCACCGAGAAGGUUGCCUCGAUGCUCCAGAUGCAACCUACAAGGUGACAGGAAGAACACUUGCACCUACCAACCCAAGCAAGAUUUUCAAGAUUGAUUUUCAGUACUGCUUAUGCUUGAAAUUCAGUUUGCUAGCUGAAUAAUCAACUGUUUGUCAAAUGCAAGAUUUUCAGAACUGCUUGUGCUUGCAUAGUUGUGAGCUUGUUCCUAUGUAUGUGUCGCUAUUGUGCAUCACUUGUUUUUAAAAAAUCAUGUAAUGCAUUGACGUUGUCAUGGUGUUGUGUUCAAGAGUGCGAUUUAACCGCUGGA